AUGAUUAUACAUAGCAUCAUAACGAAGCCCGCGUGCAGUACACAGUUCCCGGCGCUUCCACAGCGCCCUCCCGCUGCCGCGCGGCCCCUGCUGGGAGCCGCGCCAUGCCUCCCGGGCCCACCGACCCCAGGGUACCAGUACGUGCCUACCCGGGGGGCGUCCCGCCGCCCAGAAACCAUCCUGGUGUCAGAGCGGGUCCCUCCCCGCACCACGCCGUAUGCAUCUGACCCGCGCCGCCCGCGCCCGCCGGCCGGGCAGCACGAGCCCGCGCGCCGCCGCCCGCAGCACUGCACCACGCCCCGCGCCACCCGUCCCCGCCCGCGCUGCGCACGACCCAGGCUCCCUCCCCCGGAGUACCGCCAUGCCCCGCGCAUGGUUCCUGAGGCGAGGCACAUGGCGCCCAUGCAGCCGGAGGUGCGCUACAGGGUGCCCAUAAACCACCAUGAAGUUGCCCUCGUGGCGUCGGGGGGGCCCGCCUCCUUCGUGCCCGCAGGAGGGGCAGCCGCCCAGGGCCUCCGCGACCCAAGCUAG
Penaeus monodon (black tiger shrimp) is the source of this 531-nucleotide messenger RNA. RefSeq names its product leucine-rich repeat extensin-like protein 3. Bases 1 to 531 code for a protein of 176 amino acids. The record is from RefSeq and is a predicted model, not a curated record. Lineage: Eukaryota; Metazoa; Arthropoda; Malacostraca; Decapoda; Penaeidae. The transcript is spliced from 2 exons.